This is a messenger RNA of Zymoseptoria tritici IPO323, 1369 nucleotides long. It is a transcript of the gene MgGpb1, whose product is annotated as G-protein beta subunit. Gene Ontology annotation, cellular component: cytoplasm; heterotrimeric G-protein complex. The record is from RefSeq and is a predicted model, not a curated record. Gene Ontology annotation, biological process: G protein-coupled receptor signaling pathway. Gene Ontology annotation, molecular function: protein binding; signaling receptor complex adaptor activity. Lineage: Eukaryota; Fungi; Ascomycota; Dothideomycetes; Mycosphaerellales; Mycosphaerellaceae. The coding region runs from base 245 to 1369 and encodes 374 amino acids. The transcript has 4 exons.
UCAGCCACUGCAUCGAAGACGGUCUUGCGUACACGACUAGCCCAUACCCGGUCCCCGCGAGGACGACGGCACGGACGCAAUUGCGAAGGCAGUCGCGAGCGAGAGCUGAAGCUCCCUCCGCUCGACGGGCCCGUCUACGGCGCAGCUUCCUCCGCGACCACCCACUCUCCGCGCACUUUCCCGCCGCCAUCCUCACCACCGCCGCAUACUCCGCCGUGUGCUGGUGGCAUUCACUGCCCGCAAGAUGGCUGACCAGAAUGAGAGUGUUCAGCAGCGGAUCCAGAUAGCGCGCCGUGAUGCGGAAGCGCUGAAGGACCGCAUCAAGAGGAAGAAGGAUGAGCUUGCCGAUACCACUCUCCGUGAUGUCGCGCGACAACGGACGGAGCAGCUACCCCGAUUGGCCAUGAAAACGAAGAGGACACUCAAGGGACAUCUCGCAAAGAUCUACGCGAUGCAUUGGUCGACCGACCGCAGGCACCUGGUAUCAGCUUCGCAGGAUGGCAAGCUGAUCAUCUGGGAUGCAUACACCACGAACAAAGUACACGCCAUUCCGCUCCGCUCAUCCUGGGUCAUGACAUGCGCCUAUUCACCAAGCGGCAACUACGUGGCUUGCGGAGGUCUGGACAACAUCUGCUCAAUCUACAAUCUCUCCGCGCGAGAAGGUCCGACGCGGGUCGCCCGCGAAUUGAGCGGUCAUUCAGGAUACCUCAGCUGCUGUCGCUUCAUCAACGACCGACGCAUACUUACAUCCUCUGGCGACAUGACUUGUGUGCUGUGGGAUAUCGAGACGGGCCAGAAGAUCACGGAGUUCGCAGACCACCUCGGGGAUGUCAUGAGCUUGAGCAUCAAUCCAUUGGAUAACAACCAGUUCGUGUCCGGCGCUUGCGAUGCAUUCGCCAAAUUGUGGGACAUUCGGCAACAGAAGUGCACCCAAACAUUCGCGGCCCACGACUCCGACAUCAAUGCCAUUCAAUUCUUCCCCAACGGCCACGCAUUCGGUACCGGAUCCGACGAUGCAUCUUGCAGAUUGUUCGACAUUCGUGCAGAUCGCGAGCUGCAAAGUUACACCAUUGGCGAGCCAGUAUGCGGCAUCACAUCAGUGGCUUUCUCCGUCUCAGGUCGACUCCUCUUCGCCGGAUACGACGAUUUCGAGUGCAAGGUGUGGGAUGUUCUCCGUGGCGAGCGAGUUGGUACUCUUCAAGGGCACGACAACCGCGUCAGCUGCCUGGGCGUUAGCAACGAUGCCAUGUCAUUAUGCACAGGCUCCUGGGACUCGAUGGUUCGUCGUGUGAUUGAUCUUCGAGUUCAUUGUUGUAUGCUGACUAUCCUGCUAGCUUCGUAUCUGGGCGUAGUCGAUAUCGUAGACUGA